AUGCAGUGGAAGGCCCUCGUCUUUGCUCGCCUGGUGCAGCAUGCCGCCGCCCAGGGCACCAUGCCCAUGCUGCGCUUCCAGUGCUCGCAGCUCGUCGUCGACCGCAUCGAUCCGCUGGUCAACCCCGGGCUGGUGCCGUCGCCGCACGUGCACCAGGUCGUCGGCGGCAACUCGUUCAACGCCACCAUGGACCCGUCGACGCACGACCUGCCGACCCUCUCGACCUGCACGACCUGCACCUUUUCGGACGACUUUUCCAACUACUGGACGGCUGUCUUGUACUUUAAGGCGCGGAACGGCACCUACACGCGCGUGCCCCAGAUCCCCAACCCGGGCUUGCAGGGCAACGGCGGCGUGACGGUCUACUACAUCCCGUCGGCCGACAAGGGCACGCCCGUGACCGCCUUCAAGCCGGGGUUCCGCAUGCUCGUGGGCGAUGCCGGCGCCCGCACGGCGGAGCCGGCGCACAAAGUGUGCCACCGCUGCAUGCCCGUCUCGGGCGACAACCGCAACCUGAACUGCGCCGCGCCCGACGCCCAGACGCUGCCGACCACGUUCUGCGCCGGCGGCAUCCGGUCCGUCAUCACGUUCCCGACCUGCUGGGACGGCAAGAACAUCGACUCCGCCGACCACAAGGCGCACGUCGCCUACCCCAGCAGCGGCACCAGCGGCCCCAACGACGUCGGCAGCAACGGCGUCUGCCCGGCGUCGCACCCCGUCCGGAUCCCGCAGGUCAUGCUCGAGACCAUCUGGGACACGCGCGCGUUCAACACAGAGGAGCUGUGGCCCGAAGACGCUGCGCAGCAGCCGUUUGUCUGGAGCACCAACGACGCCCGCGGCUUCACGCAGCACGGCGACUACGUCUUUGGCUGGAAGGGCGACUCGCUGCAGCGGGCCAUGGACGCGCGCUGCACCGGCGACACCUGCAGCGCGCUCGCCGUGCAGACGACGGAGCAGGCCACCAAGUGCUCGGUCCAGCAGGUCGUCAAGGAGAAUGUGAAUGGAUGGCUGUCACAUCUUCCCGGUAUGCAGCCGGAUGCAAAUGGGGCGGCACAGACGUGA
This is a messenger RNA of Sporothrix brasiliensis 5110, 1062 nucleotides long. RefSeq lists its product as uncharacterized. Bases 1 to 1062 code for a protein of 353 amino acids. NCBI's taxonomy places the organism in Eukaryota, Fungi, Ascomycota, Sordariomycetes, Ophiostomatales, Ophiostomataceae. The transcript has 2 exons. The record is from RefSeq and is a predicted model, not a curated record.